GAGGAAGCUGAAAUGUUUCUCAAUGACCAAAAGUUGUGUCAGAGGAAGAAGUCCAUUAGUCCAAAGCAUCUUCAAAUUCGUUCCAAACCCCUUGAACCACAUGAGCAAUUUGUUUCAGUUCCUACCAUUUGUCCCUGAGGUCGACCUUUACAGAGGCGGGGUGGGAUGAAGGCUGUUGGUAGUGAGCGGCUAAGGCCGUUUCUUAUCGUUAGCCUGUCAUUUAUUUUAUUUGCGUCAUUGCUUGUAUAUAUCACUCGCCGGUUACCCUCAAUUCCAGAGGAACAUCGAGGACACUUUAAAUUUCCUCACAAUGUUGACGAGUUAAAAAAUAUUGGUCUAGUCCUGUCAGAAUACCAAGACAAUUAUUACUGGCAAAUAUUAAUUCUGAUAAGCACCGUUUUCAUAUUCCUUCAGUCAUUCAUGAUACCAGGUUCGGUCGUGUGUGUGGUUCUACUGGGAUAUCUGUUCCCUUUCCCAGUCGCUGUCAUUAUUGUAGCUUUGUGUUCGGCGAUUGGGGCGUCACUGUGCUAUCUUCUCGUUGGCUUUAUCGGUUCCAAAGUACUGAUGUAUUUCAUCCCUGAAAAAAUUGAAUUAUGUCGUCAAGCAAUUCAACGGUAUCGACAUGCAAUGUUUUUUUGUAUAUGCUGUUUGCGAAUCUGUCCUUUCAUCCCAAAUUGGCUUGUGAAUAUUUCUUCUCCAAUAAUCGAUAUCCCACUGGUUCAUUUCUUCUUUGGAACAUUUGUAGGAGUAGUUCCAUUAUCAUUGGUUUUCAUUAAAGCAGGAACUGUGCUUCAAGAACUCACAGAUUUAGGCGUUACUUCUUUAGCUUCAUUUUCAACACUGAUUAUUUUAGCUGGUUUAUCACUUCUACCUUUAGUCUUUCGUAAUCAACUCCGUGAAGCAUUUUUAUAGUCGACUUUAUGUUCUCUCACUCUUGUUAUGUUGAUUGAUUUUGUGUUCAUCACACAACUGUAUUAGCUAAAGUAUCUAGAAGUGACCACAUUGUACAUAUUUUUUGGUGGAUGUUUUAAAAUAUUUCUGAUCUAUUUUAACAGUGUUUAAUUGGAUCCUGUGAUGAUAAAAGCAAUAUUGCGGAAUUCUUCAUCUUUCGAUUCUAUUUCUGUGAUCUACCAACUAUUAACACCAUACUUGGUUUUUAUUCACGCUAUUUUUCCUAUU
This is a messenger RNA of Schistosoma bovis, 1179 nucleotides long. The record is from the annotation of a GenBank genome assembly. NCBI's taxonomy places the organism in Eukaryota, Metazoa, Platyhelminthes, Trematoda, Strigeidida, Schistosomatidae.